This is a messenger RNA of Enhydra lutris kenyoni (northern sea otter), 2477 nucleotides long. Its product is annotated as calcium/calmodulin dependent protein kinase II alpha. Gene Ontology annotation, cellular component: neuron projection; cytoplasm. Gene Ontology annotation, biological process: protein phosphorylation. Gene Ontology annotation, molecular function: ATP binding; calmodulin binding; calcium/calmodulin-dependent protein kinase activity. Bases 1 to 1470 code for a protein of 489 amino acids. The record is from RefSeq and is a predicted model, not a curated record. NCBI's taxonomy places the organism in Eukaryota, Metazoa, Chordata, Mammalia, Carnivora, Mustelidae. The transcript has 19 exons.
AUGGCCACCAUCACCUGCACCCGCUUCACGGAAGAGUACCAGCUCUUCGAGGAACUGGGAAAGGGAGCGUUCUCAGUGGUGCGCAGGUGCGUGAAGGUGCUGGCUGGCCAGGAGUAUGCUGCUAAGAUCAUCAACACCAAGAAGCUCUCGGCCAGAGAUCAUCAGAAGCUGGAGCGCGAAGCCCGCAUCUGCCGCCUGCUGAAGCACCCCAACAUCGUCCGGCUCCACGACAGCAUCUCCGAGGAGGGACACCAUUACCUGAUCUUCGACCUGGUUACCGGUGGGGAACUGUUUGAGGACAUCGUGGCCCGGGAGUAUUACAGUGAGGCGGAUGCUAGUCACUGUAUCCAGCAGAUCCUGGAGGCCGUUCUCCACUGCCAUCAGAUGGGUGUGGUGCACCGGGACCUGAAGCCGGAGAAUCUGUUGCUGGCCUCCAAGCUCAAGGGCGCCGCAGUGAAGCUGGCAGACUUUGGCCUGGCCAUAGAAGUGGAAGGGGAGCAGCAGGCAUGGUUCGGGUUUGCAGGAACGCCAGGAUACCUCUCCCCAGAAGUGCUGCGGAAGGACCCAUAUGGCAAGCCUGUGGACCUGUGGGCCUGUGGGGUCAUCCUCUACAUCCUGCUCGUUGGGUAUCCUCCAUUCUGGGAUGAGGACCAGCACCGCCUCUACCAGCAGAUCAAAGCUGGAGCCUAUGAUUUCCCGUCACCAGAAUGGGACACGGUCACCCCGGAAGCCAAGGAUCUAAUCAAUAAGAUGUUGACCAUCAACCCAUCCAAACGCAUCACGGCCGCCGAGGCCCUCAAGCACCCCUGGAUCUCGCAUCGGUCCACUGUGGCCUCCUGCAUGCACAGACAGGAGACCGUGGACUGCCUGAAGAAGUUCAACGCCAGGAGGAAACUGAAGGGAGCCAUCCUCACCACCAUGCUGGCCACCAGGAACUUCUCUGGAGGGAAGAGUGGAGGAAACAAGAAGAAUGAUGGUGUGAAGAAAAGAAAGUCCAGUUCCAGCGUUCAGUUAAUGGAAUCUUCCGAGAGUACCAACACCACCAUCGAGGAUGAAGACACCAAAGUGCGGAAACAGGAGAUUAUUAAAGUGACAGAGCAGCUGAUUGAAGCCAUAAGCAAUGGAGAUUUUGAGUCCUACACGAAGAUGUGUGACCCUGGGAUGACGGCCUUCGAACCCGAGGCCCUGGGGAACCUGGUCGAGGGCCUGGACUUCCAUCGAUUCUAUUUUGAAAACCUGUGGUCUCGGAACAGCAAGCCCGUGCACACCACCAUCCUGAACCCCCAUAUCCAUCUGAUGGGCGACGAGUCGGCCUGCAUUGCCUACAUCCGCAUCACGCAGUACCUGGAUGCAGGCGGCAUCCCCCGCACGGCCCAGUCCGAGGAGACCCGCGUCUGGCACCGCCGGGACGGCAAAUGGCAGAUCGUCCACUUCCACAGAUCUGGGGCGCCCUCCGUCCUGCCCCACUGAAGGACCAGGCCGGGGGCCCUGGACCGCAGAGAUUUACUCUUCGUUCAUGGAAUGUGGCUGCUGGUUCUCCCACUUGGAUUUUGCUGGAAUUCCCCCACUCACGUCACCUCACUACCACCAUCAUCACCAUCACCGUCAGAGCUAUGUCAAAAAAUCCUGCCUGCUCACAAAAGCUAUCACGACUUCCGAGCAAAUGGCACAUCUCCCUGCCACCCCCUGUCCCUUUUGCUCUGUGUCACCUGCCAGGGCGGGGCCUCCUCAGGACUGGGUGCCCGGGGAGGUGGGGGGGCUCCCCUCUGGGUGCUGGCUCCGAGGGCUCCCCCUCCUGGCUGUUGUCGGCCUGGUCUUGCCUUGGCUGUAGGCCAGAAUGCCCAGCUGUGUGUCCCCCCAGCCGCUGAGGAGAAGGAGGGGCGGAAUCAGGAGGAAUGUGGCAUCCGUCCCCAUCUCCCUGUCUCUCCCUUCCAGGGUCCCCCAGCCCCGUGAGCCAGCCUCCCCUGUGGGAGAGGGUGAGAGAGGAGCAGACGCCAGGAGCCCCCACCUCACACUGCCUCCCUAGCUCCUCCUUCUCCAGUCCUGCUCGUCCUCCUGUCCAUGCGGACCCUUCUCCCUCCGUGUGUGGAGUGCGAUCCUCUCAGGGUGCCCCCACUCUUUCCUUCUGCCUUCGGCUGAUGUUUACGUCCAACAGUAACGCCCAUUCCACCCUUCCAUCAGUCCCGGAGAAUUCCAGCUUCGUCCCAUCAGAGGGAGAGAAUCUGAUUGCUUUUUGGGGGCAAAGAAGGCACGUUUAGGUACCACUCCUACUUGGACCGCAUGCCUUUUUAUAGCCAAACUCCUUUGUGUUUCGUAAAUGGAUUUUGCGUUCAUGGAUAUUUAUGUAAUAACUAAACCUCUCAAAUUAUUGUGAGGAGGGUCGGGCCGGGUUGGGAAGGGAUGUGGGAAGAGGGGUGAGGGGUAGAUUUUUUCUGUUCUAGGUCUUUUUUUCUUCUUCUUCUUCUUCUUUUUUGUGU